Miscanthus lutarioriparius is the source of this 4572-nucleotide messenger RNA. The record is from the annotation of a GenBank genome assembly. NCBI's taxonomy places the organism in Eukaryota, Viridiplantae, Streptophyta, Magnoliopsida, Poales, Poaceae.
AUGUGCUCCGACAUGGAUCAGCGCCACCACCACGCAACCAGGGAGGAUGCACCAGAGGCUAAUGGUUACCAUCGCAGUCCCCAUGGUGCGGAUCAUCACGAGCAGAGUCAGGCUGUGGAUGCCGAUAAGCAUAUAAAUCAUCAGUCCACAGAUGACAACAAUGUUCCCUCCAGCGCUUCAGGCCACAGACAAGGUGGUAUCAGCCGUCAUGCAUCCACAUCUUCUGUUGAUGACCGCUCCAUCAAGUCCGGUGACAAUUCUGAUGGGGCCGAGAGUACCAAUGGCAGAAGCAGUAAUACAGAGAUCUCAUUUCUAGAAAAUGAGACAAUCUGGAUACCACCUCAAGCGGCAGAUAAGGAGGAUGAGGCCCAGAGUUUUGCUACAAGCAUCGCUUAUGACGACGACGAUGAUGAUUAUAUUGACGGGAUAAAGUGGGGCCAGUCAAGUUUCCCAUCCCCUGGUAAGCAGCAUGACUCCGGCACUAGCAAUCAUAGGGAGGAACGAGAGAAGGCGAUGUUAGAAGCUAUGAAUGGCCAGCUGAAGAUACUUGUCAGUCGGUUUCUCGCAUCUGCUGGCAUUCCGUCUUCCAACGAAGAGGGUAGCGAUAGCUGGCUUGACAUCGUCACCUCCCUGUCAUGGGAAGCAGCGCUACUUAUCAAACCUGAUGGUAGCAUGGGAAAGGAAAUGGACCCUGGCUCUUACAUCAAAGUAAAAUGCGUAGCAUCUGGUACUCGCCGGCAAAGUGAGGUGAUCAAGGGGUUAGUCUUCAAGAAGAACGCUGCUCAUAAGCACAUGCCGACAAAUUGCCACAAUCCUAGGCUUCUACUUCUCAAAGGAGUCCUUGGGCAUUCUGAUGUCGGUUUGUCAUCAUUUAAUUCAAUGGAUCAGGAAAAGGAUCUGUUGGAGAGAGCUAUUGGUAAAAUGAUGGAGAUAUGGAGUCCCAAUGUUGUUCUGGUCGAGAAAACUGUUUCACGAAACAUUCAAGAACUUCUUCUGAAAGAAGGUGUCACGCUAAUUCUUGAUAUGAAACUCAACCGGCUACAAAGAAUUGCACGCUGUACAGGCUCUCCCAUAAUAUCGUUUUCAGAAGUUUUGGAUAAACCAAAGCUGAAGCAAUGUGACUACUUUCAUAUCGAAAAAAUUAUCGAGGAGCACAACAACGCCAGUGAGGGUGGAAAGAUGACAUCUAAAACAUUAAUGUUCUUGGAAGGCUUUCCACGUCCACUCGGUUGCACGAUACUGCUAAAAGGAGCAAACAGUGAAGAAUUGAAGAAAGUCAAACAAGUAAUGCAUUUUACGGUCUUUGCAGCAUAUCACUUGAUCCUUGAAACAUCUUUCUUUGAAGAUCAAAGGGUUUUUCUAAAUGAUAAAAGUACCCCAAAAGAAACUUCUGUUACUGCUACAGAAGGGACAUCACCAACUGCUUAUGAUGUUGCUGCUCUUAGUGGUGCUAUCCCUAGCUUUCCUUCACAUGAUGACUCUCCAGCACUUAGACUGUUCCAUGCCACUUCUAACAGCUAUGCUGAUGUGAACAAACCUUUGACAUCUCCAAGAAAUGUGGAUGCAUUCAGUUCAGUAUCCAGCAGCUCUGCAAAUAACCUUGAACAAGGUGCAAGGCUCAAUACUACUGAGAGGUUAACAUUACCAGUCCAAGGGCCACUAAGGAAAUUGUUCGCUGACAUGUUACACCAGAAUAUUUACUUACCUGUUACUUCAUUGCAAGAGGCAAAUGAUAAUAGGAAGGAAGUCAGGGCUGAAUCCGGUCAAGAAACUGUUAGUAAUGGUUUCCAUAGGUCAAAGAUAGAAGAGUCUGCAGUUUCCAUUGAAAAUGGGGAGUCCAUAAAUGAUGCCCAGAAACAAGAAAUUACUCAAGCAAUAAUGCCGAGUAGUUCUUCUGUAAGUGGUAAAAAUGGAGAAUCACUUGUUAUGGAAGACAAUGGGGCACAUAGUACUACAAGUAUUGUUAUCAAAGAGAAAUAUGUCGACGAUGAUCAAGCUGAUGAUGCACUUGAUUCUCACAGCAUACUGAUUUUGAUGUCUAGCCAGUGCACGGAAAAGCAGGUUAUCUGUGAACAAAGCCAUUUAACCCGUAUAAAAUACUAUGGGAGUUUUGAUGUGUCCUUGGGGCGAUAUUUGCAAGACAUUCUGCAGAAUCAGUUUGGUGAUGAAUACUUCCUCAUUCUUACUAAUUUCAGGUUGGGCUCUAAAGUUGCUAUGUUCCGGUACUCAUCAGUUGAAAUUUACGCUACCUGCAAACCACAACCUACUCUCCAGUUCGUCAACCCCAUCAGACAGGAUUGGUUUGAAGGACAAAGGAGAAAUAUUCAUGCUAAAGGUAUGUCACUAUUCUCUGGGGUUGCAAGAUUUCUACAAAACUUGAAGAAUGAACAUCCUGAUGCAAUAACAUUAGCAAUCAAUUGUGGCCUCGCACUCCCUGUUAAGGACUUCACUGAACUAGAAGAGUUGUUGAUAAAAGAAAAGGCCCAGUUUGAGAGUUCUGUGGACAAGGCCGCUGAUCAAAAUGGGAUACUCUCAUCGUCUGUGCAUGAACUAUUGAAUAUAAAUUGGUACUAUCAGGACCUUCUACUUAAGCUUUACAUUUGGGACCACCGUCUACAUCAAUUAUUCUACUGUAAAUCUGUCCAACAAGAAAGUGUUGCUAAUUACAAGAAUCCUGCUGAUACUGUUGAUGGGAUCUAUGUCGAUAACUCUGGUAUUGAUAAAAAAAUCAGUGAAUCUACAUAUGACAAAACUACAAUAGCUUUGGGGGUAGCCAGUACCACGGAGUCUGCAAGUAACAAAUUUGAUCCUCAAUCAGGUGAUGCUGCAGCACCCUUGCUUGAUGAUAGCCAGGAAGCUGGGCACUCGGAACUAACUUGCAAUGGAGGUAGUAAAGCUGAAGAAUCAUCCUUUGCUCAUGGUCAAAUAAAGGUAGAUGGCACAAUAGAAAGCACAAAUGAUCCUUGUUCCGAAAUAUCCAAUGAUAAUGAGGUCCAGGUCAAUGACACAGUAGCAGAUCCAAUACCCAUGGAACAGGAGCCUUGUAGCACUCCCCAACAGUUCAAAUAUCCUUAUUGGGAUGAAAGGGAAAGGUGGAUUUGGAAUUCAAUUGCCGAGUCUCAAUUGGCUUACAGGAAUGACAUUCAAAUUGGAUAUUUGGAAAAGUUUGAACUCAUUAACAACUAUUUGCCACAUUAUCUUCCUCCCUUGUUUGAACAACAUGACGAGGCAUGCUCUCCGCAGUUUGCUUGCUCGUCACCAUGGUCAUCUACAGAUUCUGAAGCAAGCUUGUCAUCUAUGUCUUCAUUUUCAUCUGAUGACUUUUCUGGUUAUGAUAGCUCAUCUUUAUUGUCCCCGAUGCAUCCAGAAAUGACUGUGAACGGGAAAGUGACUCUCAGAGGCAAAUAUUCAGUCACUGUUGUAUAUGACAAUCAAUUCUUUGCACUCCGAAAAAAGUGUUGCCCAUCCGAGCUUGCAUAUAUUACUUCCUUAAGCCGCUGCAAGAAGUGGAAUGCUCAAGGUGGAAAGAGCAAGGCCUAUUUUGCAAAGACGACGGAUGACAGGUUCAUCAUAAAGCAAAUCAAGAAAACAGAGUUCGAGUCAUUUAUUAAAUUUGCCCCUGAUUACUUUAAGCAUGUUUACCAUUCUCUGGACACUGGAAGCCAAACUUGCCUUGCCAAGAUAUUAGGAAUCUAUCAGGUUAAGCAAAUUAGGCAUGGCAAAGAGGUAAAGAUCGACUUGAUGGUGAUGGAAAAUCUUCUCUUUGGCCACAAUAUUUCACGAAUUUAUGACCUCAAAGGUGCUACUUUUUCGCGACGCGUCACUGACUCAAAUGAUCAUGAUACUGUUUACCUGGACCAAAAUUAUGUUGAGGACAUGGGUUUUUCUCCAAUCUAUAUUGGUGGAAGAACAAAGCAUCUUUUGCAGCGUGCAAUCUGGAAUGACACAGCUUUCCUCACUUCAGUGAAUGUCAUGGACUAUUCUCUACUUGUGGGAGUGGACAAAGAGAAGCACGAACUUGUGUUUGGCAUCAUUGAUUAUCUGAGGCAAUAUACUUGGGACAAACAACUGGAGACAUGGGUGAAGACUUCUCUGGUAGUACCCAAGAAUGUUUCACCAACUGUUAUUUCCCCCAAGGAAUACAAGAAAAGGUUUAGGAAGUUCAUGGCGAAGUACUUCCUGUCAGUUCCAGACACGUGGAGUCCUGAUAAUUCUUCUAAGCAAUGCAAAUCCCUUGGUCAGAGCAAUCACAAGUUGGCGGAAGUCCAGAAUGAUAUCUUCCCUGUAGAUGAGGUUCUGCAUCAGGCAGUACAGGCCUGGUAUGCCUGGACCAUUGAUGAGGAAGAGAUUGGAUUUGGUGUGCUGAUGAAGCUCAGCUUUUCCCACCAGAGGCAGAGCCCUAACCCAAAGUAUGGAAUAUGGAUUGCCCUGCUGCUUACCAUGAUAUCGCUUGCUUUUGGCCCUGCAAGGCAGCUCAAUCAAUUUGGCAUUGCAAACUUUGCCGGCAGUGGUUCUCUUCAUCCGAUUGAGGUCCAGAGGAUGAUUCUGGCUCAAAAGACGUUCACAAAGUGA